This is a messenger RNA of Acanthopagrus latus (yellowfin seabream), 23216 nucleotides long. Its product is annotated as obscurin-like. The coding region runs from base 470 to 21190 and encodes 6906 amino acids. Gene Ontology annotation, molecular function: guanyl-nucleotide exchange factor activity; protein binding. The transcript has 88 exons. The record is from RefSeq and is a predicted model, not a curated record. NCBI's taxonomy places the organism in Eukaryota, Metazoa, Chordata, Actinopteri, Spariformes, Sparidae.
UACGACCUCAGCUGUAGUGUGCAGCCUGCGGCAGUGUGCAGGGGCCCCGGCCAGUCUGCUGCUCUCUUGGCCGGCCUCUCCACCACCACCACCAGCAGCAGCAGCAGCAGCAGCAGCAGCAGCAGCAGGCUAUCUCCUAUCUGCACAGCUAAAUGACAAGUCUAUUUUGGAAAAGGAGGCUGCGUCAAAAUAGGCACGUCAGCUAUUUGGCAUCAUGAGGUACCGGAGAAGAAAGAAAAAAUAAGUCUAGUCAACCGCCCACCGCAGGAGACUGGGGGGGAUGUUCCACCAUCCUGGAUUUACAACCAUUUCACGGAUAUUUGAGCGCAAAGAAGACAAUUUUUUUACAUUUUUUUUGGGUGGGAUUCCUAAAACACUGAUAUUGGAGUCCAACGGAAAUCCUUUGACGGCCAACUGAAGCCACAUGAUUCAGUUUUACCUGAGUGGCUGAAGACUCAAGGAGCAAACAAUGGAUCCAAACUUGUUUGGAGGAGUCCCCAGGUUUCUCAGCCGCCCAAAGGCAUUCGCAGUGUGUGUAGGCAAGGAUGCCACACUGAGCUGCACUGUUGUGGGCAGCCCGACCCCACUGAUCACCUGGGAAAAGGAGAAGCUGAAGCUGACAUCUGGGGGGCGCUUCAAGACCGUGGAGGAUGGAGACGUGUACCGCCUGACCAUCUAUGACUUAACGCUGGAGGACAGUGGCCAGUACAUGUGUCGCGCCAAAAACAGCGUUGGGGAAGCUUAUGCUGCUGUUACCCUAAAAGUGGCCCUACCAGCUGAGAUGGCUCAAAGGGCCCCUGUUUUCCUGCUUAAGCCGACCUCUACACGUGUAGGUUUGGGAGGUGAUGUUGUUUUCCUCUGCCGUGUUGCAGCUCACCCUGAAGCCAACUUUGAUUGGGAGAAAGAUGGGCGCUAUCUGGGGGAGUCUAACCGUAUCAAGAUUGUUAACGAAAGUGAUGGCAGCACCUUAAAGAUCCAAAGUGUACGUAACCUGGAUAGCGGCACCUACACCUGCAGGGCCAAGAACACCGUCGGCCGUGCACAGGCUGCAGCCGCUCUUGUCGUAGAUGCCCAGGAUUCCCACCACUUGACUGCAGACAAGAACACCUCCCUCCUCUCUCACCUACAAAAGCGCAAAGAAGAAAUGAAUAAGGACAUCUCCAUCUAUCGCACCGAAGAAAGCAGCACCUCUGUUUCUUCCUCCUCCACAGCCAGCAUCAGAGACGGGUUGAGUCUGGAACAUGAGCUGAGGGCAUCUGCUUUGGCGAAAUUGCCCAAAGGUGUGUUCACCCGUACCUGCACGGUGACUGAAGGCAAACACGCCAAACUCAGCUGUUUUGUGACGGGUCACCCAAAACCUCACAUUAUCUGGAGGAAGGAUGGAACGAAUAUCAGCGAGGGCCGCAGGCACGUCAUUUAUGAGGACCAAGCUGAGAACUUCAUCCUCAAGAUCCUGUAUUGCAAGCAGAGUGAUAAUGGUCUCUACACCUGCAAUGCCACCAAUAUGGCUGGGCAGACCUACAGUGCUGUAUUGGUAACGGUCAAAGAGCCUAAAGUGCCAUUCAGGAGGAAGCUGCUGGAUGUGGAGGUACAAGAGAAAUUGUCAGCUACACUGAUGUGUGAGGUGCCUCUCAUUCAAACCCAGGCAAACUGGUUCAUGGAGGAAACUCGGCUGGAGCAAAAUACCAAAUAUCGCAUCGAAGAGGAAGGCACCCUGCGUCGUCUCACCAUACACAAUGUCACCACAAAUGACGAUGGUGUUUAUAUCUGUGAGAUGAAAGAAGGCAGCCGCACUGUGGCUGAGCUCACUGUCCUGGGCAACAUUACUAAGAAGCUUCCCCGGAGGACAGUAGUUCCUGUCAGUGACACUGUCAUCUUCUGUGUGGAGCUGGAGCAUCCCUGCCCAGAUGCUUACUGGACUCGCAAUGGCGAGAAGCUGAAGGAAGACUCCCGUAUAUCCAUUGCCUGCGUGCUCAGACAGUACACACUCACAAUUAGAGAUUGCCAAGCAGAUGACUCAGGAGAAGUGGCGUUUGUGGCUGGAGACUGCAAAACCUCCACUCGAUUCUCUGUCACUGCUGCAAGGAAGCAUCCUCCUGAUCCCCCAGUCGAUGCUGUGGUUCAGAACAAGACUGACUCAUCCAUCACCAUUCAGUGGUCUCCUCCUGACAGUGACCGGCCUGUUCCAAUUAAGGGAUACAACGUGGAGAGGAGGAAGGUUGGCACUCAGACAUGGCAGAGGUGCAAUGCUGGUGAAACCCUUGUGUCUACAGAGAUCACCAUCUGCAACUUUACUGAAGAAGCCAGCUACCAGUUCCGCAUCUCUGCUAUGAACGACUUUGGCCAGAGCCCUUACCUGGAUGUGCCUGGAAGUUUCUACCUAGAACCCAAGGCUGAAAUCAGGAAAGGCCUGAUGAACAGCACUGCAGUCUCUGGUGAGGAGUUCUCUCUCUCCGUGGAGUUGUCUGCUGUUUGUUCUGGCUUCUGGUCUCUAAGUGGCCGCCUCCUGCGCAGCGGGGGUGACUACCUCAUCACUAGGUCUAAGAACACACACACUUUGCUCAUCCGUUUCGUGACCAUAGAGAUGAAUGGAGCUGAAGUCAAGUUUGUGGGCGGAGGCUCACAAAGCACGUGUAUCCUGUCUGUAAAAGCUCCUGCUGUUAGGUUCACCAACAAGUCUAAUGUGCUGGAGGUGGUGACCUGUAGCGCGCAAGACACUGCUCAGCUAACUGUCGAGGUGUCAGAUUACGAUGCACAGGUGGUUUGGAUGAAGAAUGGGCGGGAGCUGAAAAUGGGAAAGAAAUAUGAAUAUGUGAUCAUCGACCGCAAAAGGAUCUUGAUAGUGCACAAUGUUACAGAGGAAGAUGUGGGCAUCUAUGAGUGUGCUUUAGGUGAUGACAGAACGUCUGUUCAACUCUGUCUUAAAGAUGAGCCUGCCAAGUUUUUGAACAAAGCCAGAGGAACCGUGGGAAUGUCAUCAUCCCUCAAAGGAGAUCUUGAGCUGAGCUGUGAAGUAUCAUCUGCCAGUGCGGCCGUUGUGUGGAAAAGAGAUCAAGUUGUGAUCACUGAGGACCAAAGAACUAGCUUCAUCUCCAAAGGGACUCAAAGGAAGCUCAUCAUCAAAGGUGCCAAGAAAAGUGACGAAGGACAUUACUCCUGUGAGACAGGAACAGACAGAGUCACAUUCCAGGUCAAGAUAAAAGAAACUCUACCAAUAACUGCCUUCUUGAACAAAGAGGCAGUCCAGAAGGAGGUGAGAGCUACUCUCUCCCAGAGAGCAACUCUCAGUUGCAGUGUUUCUGAUAGCAAGACAGAGGUGAAAUGGUACAAAGAUGGCAAGCUGCUGAUAUCCAGUAGGACAAUAUACUCAGAAGUAAAAGAGAAUACUCGUCAGCUGGUGAUUGAAAAGGUGGAGAAGAGUGAUGCUGGAGAGUAUACGUGUGAAGCUGGAGGGGAUAAGAUGGUCUUCAAGAUAACUGUGUCAGAGGCCCAGUCGGCCUUCUUCAACAAGGAUUCAGUUCAAAAGGAGGUGAAAGCCACUGUCUCCCAGAAAGCCACUCUGAGCUGUGAGGUAGCUGAUAUUAAGACAGAGGUGAAAUGGUUCAAGGAUGGCAAGCUGCUGACUUCUGGCAAGACAAUCCAUACCGAGUUGAAGGGCAAGAGUCGGCAGCUGGUGAUAGACAGCGUGGAGAAGAAGGAUGCUGGGGAGUACAUCUGUGAGGCUGGGAGUGAGAAGUUGUCUUUUAAGAUGCACGUGGCAGAGGCCCAGUCAGCCUUCUUCAACAAGGAGUCAGUUCAGAAGGAGGUGAAAGCCACUCUCUCCCAGAAAGCCACUUUGAGCUGUGAGGUAGCUGAUACCAAGACAGAGGUGAAAUGGUACAAGGAUGGUAAGCUGCUGACUUCCAGCAAGACAGUCCAUACUGAGUCGAGAGGCAAAAGUCGGCAGUUGGUGAUCGACAGCGUGGAGAAGAAGGAUGCUGGAGAGUACAUCUGUGAGGCUGGGACUGAGAAGCUCUCUUUUAAGAUGCAUGUGGCAGAAGCCCAGUCAGCCUUCUUCAACAAGGAAUCAGUUCAGAAGGAGGUAAAAGCCACUCUCUCCCAGAAAGCCACUCUGAGCUGUGAGGUAGCUGAUACCAAGACAGAGGUAAAAUGGUUCAAAGAUGGCAAGCUGUUGACUUCCAGCAAGACAAUCCAUACUGAAUCAAAGGGCAAGAGUCGGCAGCUGGUGAUUGACAGCGUGGAGAAGAAGGAUGCUGGAGAGUACAUCUGUGAGGCUGGGACUGAGAAGCUCUCUUUUAAGAUGCAUGUGGAAGUUACAUCUACAGAAGUCCAGGCUAAAUCCGCUUUCCUCAACAAAGAGUCUGUCCAGAGGGAAGUGAUAACUACUCUCUCCCAGAAAGCCACUCUGAGCUGUGAAGUGGUUGAUAACAAGACCGAGGUGAAAUGGUACAAGGAUGGCAAGCUGCUGACUUCCAGCAGAGCUGUUCACAUGGAAUCAAAGGGCAAGAUUCGUCAACUGGUGAUCGACAGGGUAGAGAAGAAAGAUGCUGGAGAAUACAUCUGUGAAGUUGGAACAGAAAAAUUGGCAUUUAAAGUACAGGUGACAGAGAUCCAGUCAGUCAAGUCAGCCUUCUCCAACAAGGAGUCAAUUCAAAAGGAAGUGAAAGCCAUUCUAUCCCAGAAAGCCACUCUGAGCUGUGAGGUAGCUGAUAUCAAGACAGAGGUGAAAUGGUACAAGGAUGGCAAGUUGCUGACUUCGAGUAAGACAAUCCAUGCAGAAUCGAAGGGCAAGAGCCGGCAGCUGGUAAUCGACAGCGUUGAGAAGAAGGAUACUGGGGAGUACAUCUGUGAGGCUGGAACUGAGAAGCUGUCUUUUAAGAUACAGGUGGCAGAAGCCCCAGCUGGCUUCUCUAACAAGGAGUCAGUCAAAAAGGAGGUGAAAGCUACUCUGUCGCAGAAAGCCACCCUGAGCUGUGAGGUUUCUGAUUCCAAGACAGAAGUGAAAUGGUACAAGGAUGGCAAGCUGCUGACUUCCAGCAAAGCAGUCCACAUGGAGUCAAAGGCCAAGAAUCGUGAGCUGGUGAUAGAAAAAAUGGAGAAAAAAGAUGCUGGAGAAUACACAUGUGAGGCUGGAACAGAGAAGCUGGUAUUCAAGUUGCAGAUGACAGAUGCAGCUGUCAAGUUCCAGAAGAAGCUAGUCAACGAUGCUUGUAUUGUUCAAGCAAGUGAAAACAUUGUUUUAACCACUGAGCUGAACUCAGAGAGUGGAAGUGUGAAGUGGUUUAGAGAUGGUGUGGAGCUUAAGGAGAGCAGCAAGUAUGAAAUGAAAAAAGAUGGCUUUUCUCGUACCCUCAUUGUAAAAUCCACUGAAACUAAAGACAGUGGAUCAUACUCUUGUCAAACUGCGGAUGACAAACUGGAGUUCAAAGUUCAAGUUAAAGAUGCAGCUUUGAAGUUUGUUGUCCCUUUGAAACCUGCUACAGUGGAGUUGGGCGGCACACUUAGCCUGGUUUGUGAGCUAAAUCAAGCCACAGGGGAUGUCAUCUGGCAGCGUGAUGGUCGUGAGAUUAAACCUGGAGGCAGGCACUGUGUUAGGACAGAUGGUGCUAAGCGGGUUCUCACUGUGACUGGCAUGACUAAAGAAGAUGAAGGAGAAUACAGCUGUGAAUGCAGAAAUGAUAAGACCUCUGCUAAAGUCUCCUCAAAGGCACCCAGAGUAGUGCGGCUGACCACCAAACUGAACAAUGUGGCAGCAAUGGAGGGAAAAGAUGCCAUUUUCAAGUGUGCUGUUGCUCCAGCGGAUGUGAACGUGAGAUGGUUCCACAACAGUAUUCCCAUCGCUGUUGGGCCCAAGUACAAGGUUGAGCAUGGUGGUAGCAGUCACUCACUCACCAUCAUCUCUGUCACACAAAAAGAUGCUGGAGAGAUCAGUGUUGACGCAGAAGGCAAAAGCUGCAAAGCUACCCUACAAGUGCAACAUGAGCCAGUGACAUUUAAGAAAAAGCUAGAAAACAUAACAGUGGAGGAGCAGAGUGAAGUGAAGCUGGAGGUGGAGCUCAGUAAGGCAUCGGAUGAAGUCAAAUGGAUGAAGAAUAGUGUGGUGCUCCAGCCUGCAGGAAAUAUGGAGAUUCGAGUGAAUGGAGCUAAGCAGAGCCUGGUCUUCAAAAGUGUGACUCAUGCUGACCGGGGCAUCUACUCCUGUGAAACUCUGGAUGACAAAACCCAGGCCAAACUCACUGUGGAAAUGAAGAAGGUCCAGGUAAUAAAGGGCCUAACAGAAACCAAGGCACAUGAGACAGAGACAGUGACUCUUGAGGUAGAACUCAGCCAGGCAGACGUUGAAGGCUCCUGGACCAGGGAUGGCGCCAAAUUAAGGCCGGGAGCAAACUGCCGCAUCACAGUUUUGGGAAAGAAGCAUGCCUUAACAUUCUCUAAUCUCAAGAGGGAAGAUGCAGGCACUGUUGCCUUCCAAGCAGAAGGAGUACAUGUUUCUUGCAAACUGAUUGUCACAGAACCUCCUGCCAUGAUCUCUAAACCCAUUCUGGAUAUCAGUGUUCCUGAGAAGGAGAAGGUCACUUUUGAAUGCGAAGUGUCCAGAACAAAUGCCGAUGUUAAAUGGUUCAAGGGUGAUGUAGAACUGAAACCAGGAAAGAACUUUGGCAUCCAUUCUUUGGGCCGGAAGCGCUCUUUGGUCCUCAACAAAUGCACCUACGAAGAUGCAGGCACUUACAUCUGUCGCACUGCUGAUGAUAACACCUCUGCCAAGCUCACCGUUCAGGCCAGAGAUAUUAAAAUUGUUAAGAAGCUGGAGGAUGUGGAGGUGAUGGAGAAGGAGAGUGCUGCAUUUAUUUGUGAAAUCUCACAUGAUGAAGUGGAAUGCCAGUGGUUCAAAGGAAGUGCCAAACUCAAAGUUGGUGACAAUAUCAAGAUGAGACAAGAGGGCAGAACCUAUGUACUGCUGUUCAAAUCCGUCACCCCAGAAGACAUGGGUGAGAUUAAAUUCACAGCUGACAAGGCAUCUUCGACUGCAAAGCUCAAAGUGAAAGAGCUGCCUGUGAAGUUUGUGAAGAGACUCAGGGAUAAGAUAGCGAUGUAUAAGCAUCGUGGUCACCUUGAAUGCCAAGUUUCACGUGCCAGUGCAAAGGUGAAGUGGUACAAGAAUAAGAUGGAGAUCAAACCCAGCAAGAAGUAUGAGAUCAAGAGUGAGGAUGUGUACCGAAAACUCACCAUCAACGACGUGGACGAGCGUGAUGAAGACACGUACACCUGUGACGCCACUGACGACAAGACAUCCUGUAAACUACUUGUAGAAGAGCAGUCCAUCAGCAUUGUGCGGGAACUUAGUUCAGUUGAAGUGACAGAACCCUUUGCAGCUGUUUUUGAAGUUGAAAUCAGUAUGGAAUUGGUGAAACCUCCUACAUGGACUCUGAAUGGAGUUGCUGUUCAGGAGAGUACUGAUGUUGAAAUGGAGAAAGAAGGCACCAUGCACCGUCUUACAUUCAAAAAGACCAAAGCAUCAAUGACAGGACCUGUGCAGUUUACAGCAGGGAAGAGCAAAUCUGUAGCCCAGCUCACAGUCAAAGAGCGUCCGCUUGAGAUUGCAGAGCCCAUCAAGGAUGUGAAGGCAAAGGAGAAAAGCUCAGCCAUGCUUACCUGCAAAUUCUCUGCCUCACCCAAAGAUGUUAAGUGGUUCAAAGGUCAGGUAGCUCUGACAGCAUCAGACAAGUAUAACAUAAAGCAAGAUGCUACAAGGGCUCAACUUACCAUUCAGAGGUUGACUGAGGAGGACAGUGGAGAGUACCGCUGUGAGUCUGGACCUGCUAAGUCCAAAGGCACACUUACUGUUGAAGUGCGUGAAAUUAAGGUCACCAAGCACUUGGCUGACACAGAGGUUGACGAAGACAGCGAUGCAGUGUUCACAAGUGAGAUUAACUAUCCAGAUGAAGAGGUACAGUGGCUUCUGAAUGACAAGGUGCUCUUCACAAAUGAAGUCAACACCAUCACUCAUGAAGGAAAGAUUCACAAGCUCACACUGAAGAACCUGGCACCUCAGGAUGGAGGUACUAUCACCUUUCAAGUACGCAAGGUGAAAGAGUCUGUGACACUUAAGGUUAAAGAGAAGCGUGCUGUCUUUCUCAAGUCUCUUGAUGAUGUCAUUGGGGAGGAGAAAGGCAUGAUAACUCUGGCAUGCGAGGCGUGCAAGCCCAGGGUUUCUCCCACAUGGAGAAAAGAAGGUAAAGUCUUAAAGGCUGGACCAAAGUAUGAGCUCCUUCACACGGGCAAGUCUUUGGGACUAAUCAUCAAGGACGUCACCAAAGAAGAUGCCGGAGAGUAUACUUGUGAUCUUGGAACUGAGGUUUCUAAAGCAAAGGUCACUGUAAGAGAGAUUGGCAUUGGAAUUACCAAAUGGCUGAAAUCAGCUGAGGUGAAUGAAGGAGAGGAGUGUAGCUUUGAGUGCAUUUUGUCUCGUGAGAGCACGGAUGAGUGUUCCUGGACUGUUAAUGGCCAAACUGUUACAAAUGGAGGUCGCUUCAGAGUCACCAGUAAAGGUCGCAAGUACAUGCUGACCAUUAAAGAUGUUACUCCUGCUGAUGCUGGAGAGGUGGUCUUCAAGAUUAAAGACCUGAGCUCUAAAACAACAUUAACAGUCGAAGGUAAAGCUUCAUCUGUGUUGAAAGGACUGCAGAAUGUUUGCGCUGUUAAAGGAGAAGAUGCUGUAUUUACCUGUGAGGUAACAAAGGCCAGUUUCACUGUAAAUUGGGCCAAGGAAGGCAAAGCCAUCAGAAAGAGCCAGAAGUAUGACAUUAGCCAUGAGGACAGGAUCAUGAAGCUGAUCGUCCAUAAUGUCUCGGCUCAAGACUCUGGAGAGUACAGCUGUGAAGUUGUUGGAGGCGCAACCACCAAAGCCAAGCUGGAGAUCAAGGAACCAAUCCAUAAAUUCACUAAAGCGUUGAAGGAUAGCCAGGCAGAGGAGAAGAGCUCCGUGACCUUGCAAUGUGAGACCGCACUGACCCCUUCCACUGUGGUAUGGCUUAAGGGUCACACAGAGCUCAAGGCUGGAGGUCGAUAUGAGAUGUUCCAGAAGGAAGGGGUCUUAACCCUCACCAUCAAACACCUGGAGGAGAAAGACACUGAUAUUUACACUUGUGACGUAGGCACUGCGAAGAGCAUGGCAAAGGUGACAGUCAAAGCCCGGCCUGCUAGUUUUAAAGAGGAACUCAAGAACCAGGAGAAAAACAAAGGAGAGACUGUGACACUUUGCUGCAAGUUAUCGAAACCUGUGGCCGACAUUCAGUGGAAGAAAGGCUCUGAAAUUCUCAAAACUGGAGAGAAGUAUGAGAUGAAGCAGAAGGAGACUUUAUGUGAGCUUCAGAUCAAGAAUUUGAAGACUGAAGAUAGUGGAGAGUAUUCUUGCGUGUGUGGGGACCAGAAGACAUCUGCAACUGUGAAAGUCAACGCAUUGCCGCCAGCCUUCAGACAGAAGCUGGAGAGCCUGAAGGCUGAGGAGGGAACCAGCAUUAGUCUGCGCUGUGAACUCUCUGAAACCGGAGUCCCUGUUGAGUGGAAAAAGGGAACGCAAGUCCUGAAGUCUGGAGAAAAGUAUCAGAUGAUGCAAAAGGACUGUGUGAAUGAACUCCUGAUAAAUAAAGUGGUGACAGAAGAUAGUGGAGACUACAGCUGUGUUUGUGGAGACCAAAAGACCACAGCCAGCCUCAGCGUUAAUGCCCAACCAGUGACCUUCAAACAGAAGCUGGAGAACCAGGAGGCUGAGGAGGGAACCAGCGUUUCUCUGCAAUGUGUGAUCACCAAACCUGGAAUUCCUGUUGACUGGAAGAAGGGAACACAGCUCUUGAAGUCUGGAGAAAAGUACCAGAUGAAGCAGAAGGACUCUGUGAAUGAACUCCUGAUCAACAAAUUGGUCCCAGAAGACAGUGGAGACUACAGCUGUGUUUGUGGAGACCAGAAGACCACAGCCAGCCUCAACGUUAAGGCCCAACCAGUGACCUUCAAAAAGAUGCUGGAGAGCCAGGAGGCUGAAGAGGGAACCAGUGUUACUCUGCGAUGUGAGAUCUCCAAACCUGGAGUCUCUGUUGAGUGGAAGAAGGGAACACAAGUCCUGAAGUCUGGAGAAAAGUACCAUAUGAAGCAGAACGCCUCUGUGAAUGAACUCCUGAUCAACAAAGUGGUGCCAGAAGACAGUGGAGACUACAGCUGUGUUUGUGGAGACCAGAAGACAACAGCCAGCAUCAAUGUUAAGGCCCAACCGGUGACCUUCAAAGAGAAGCUGGAGAGCCAGGAAGCUGAGGAGGGAACAAAUCUUACCCUGCGCUGUGAGAUCUCCAAACCUGGAGUCCAAGUGGAGUGGAAAAAAGGAACACAGGUGCUGAAGUCUGGAGAAAAGUAUCAGAUGAAGCAGAAGGACACUGUGAAUGAACUCCUGAUCAACAAGGUGGUGCCAGAUGACAGUGGAGACUACAGCUGUGUUUGUGGAGACCAGAGGACCACAGCUAGUCUCAAUGUCAAGGCCCAACCAGUGACCUUCAAAGAGAAGCUGGAGAACCAGGAGGCUGAGGAGGAAACCAGCGCUACUCUGCGAUGUGAGAUCUCCAAACCUGGGGUCCAAGUGGAGUGGAAGAAGGGAACACAGGUCCUGAAGUCUGGAGAAAAGUAUCAGAUGAAGCAGAAGGACUCUGUGAUUGAACUCCUUAUAAAUAAAGUGGCGCCAGAAGACAGUGGAGAUUACAGCUGUGUUUGUGGAGACCAGAAGACCACAGCCAGUCUCAAUGUCAAGGCCCAACCAGUGACCUUCAAAGAGAAGCUGGAGAACCAGGAGGCUGAAGAGGGAACCAGUGUUACUCUGCGAUGUGAGAUCUCCAAACCUGGAGUCUCUGUUGAGUGGAAGAAGGGAACACAGGUCCUGAAGUCUGGAGAAAAGUACCUGAUGAAGCAGAAGGCCUCUGUAAAUGAACUCCUGAUCAACAAAGUGGUGCCAGAAGACACUGGAGAUUACAGCUGUGUGUGUGGAGACCAAAAGACCACAGCCAGCCUCAACGUUAAGGUGACCUUCAAAGAGAAGCUGGAGAACCAGGAGGCUGAGGAGGGAACCAACGUUUCUCUGCGAUGUGUGAUCACCAAACCUGGAGUCUCUGUUGAAUGGAAGAAGGGAACACUGGUCCUGAAGACUGGAGAAAAGUACCAGAUGAAGCAGAAGGACUCUGUAAAUGAACUCCUGAUAAAUAAAGUGGUCCUAGAAGACAGUGGAGACUACAGCUGUGUUUGUGGAGACCAGAAGACCACAGCCAGCCUCAACAUUAAGGCCCAACCAGUGACCUUCAAAGACAAGCUGGAGAACCAAGAGGCUGAGGAGGGAACCAGCGUUACUCUGCGAUGUGAGAUCUCCAAACCUGGAGUUCCUGUUGAGUGGAAGAAGGGAACACAGGUCCUGAAGUCUGGAGAAAAGUACCAGUUGAAGCAGAAGGACUCUGUGAAUGAACUCCUGAUCAACAAAGUGGUGCCAGAAGACAGUGGAGACUACAGCUGUGUUUGUGGAGACCAGAAGACCACAGCCAACCUGAGUGUCAAGGCUGUGAAGCUGUCAGCUCCUCCUUCAGCUGCUAAACUGGAAUCUAAGAGGCAGGAGGCCAAAGAAACAGUAGCAGCCAAGAUGCCUGAGGCUCUGUCUAUAAUAGACAAGCAGAAGAAGCAAGAGAUAAUUGAGACAGUGGAAGCUGUGACACUGCCAUCUACUGGACAGACUCCUACACAGCAGCAUCUCAAACAAGAGAUUCUGAGAGAUUCACAAGAGCUCAAAGUAGGAGGCGAAGCUGAAAAGACUGUUGCUGGAAUAGCUGCCAAACAAGAUUCACAGAGACAGGGGACCAAAGAGGCAGCAGAAGUUCUUCCAGCCGUAGUCAUUCGAGACAUGGAGAGCCUGGAGGUUGAAGAGGGAGGCAUUGUCACUCUGCAUUGUGAGCUUUCCAAACCUGGACUGCCUGUUGAGUGGAAGAAGGAAACUCAAGUCCUGAGUUGUGGAGAAAAAUACCAAUCAAAACAAACAGGAUGCAUUUAUGAGCUACAAAUCUUUGGCUUGAGACCUGGAGACACAGGGAGCUACUCCUGCUGUUCCGAGGACACAACAAGCUCAGCCUCCCUUGUAGUAAAUGCUGCCCCGGUUAUUUUCACAAAAGAGCUUGAAAGCCAAACAUCUGAUGAAGGUGACAGUGUGAGCCUGCAUUGUGAGCUUUCUAAACCUGGUGUUCUUUUGGAGUGGAGGAAAGGAGAACUUGGUCUUUGUCCUUGUGCCAAGUAUGAAAUUAUACAAACAGGACACCUGGCUACACUAAUUAUCCACGAUAUAGACCCAGAGGAUUCUGGGAGUUACACAUGUGACACUGGUGACUGUCAGAGUACCGCACAACUAGCUGUGAAGGCCCAGCCUGUCCUUUUCAAAACUCAGCUGCAGAACCUUGAGAGACAGGCUGGGGACAGCGCUAGUCUUCGCUGCAAAACCACAAAACCUGGAGCCAGUGUGGUCUGGAGGUGUGGUGACAGGGUGCUUGCAUCCAGCAGCAAGUAUCACCUGAAACAGGAGGGAACUGUAGUUGAGCUUGUCAUCUAUAAACUGCAUGCAGAAGAUACAGGAGAAUACUCCUGUGAUACAGGCAGCCAGAGGACUUCAGCUGUCCUCACUGUGCAGGAGAUUGAGGUUAACAUACUGAAAUUCCUGGAGAGCUGCGUUGUAUAUGAAGGUGAAGAUGUCCACUUCGAAUGCCUGGUUUCUCAUGAGGAGGCACCCCUGGCCCAGUGGAAACUCCAGGAUGUACCACUACAGAAUAAUCAAAUGAACCUGAUCAAGACUGAGGGUCGGGUGCACAGCCUCACGCUCAGAGGCGUCACUAAAGCUGACUCGGGAACAGUCACUUUCACAGUGGGAAACCACACUUCCACUGCUUCUCUGACAGUCAGAGCCGCACCUGUACUAUUCAAAAAGGAGCUGGAAAGUCAAGAGGCCACUGAAGGAGAAAAGGCCACCCUGUCCUGUGAGACAUCAAGCGCGGACUGCAAGGUGACCUGGCUGAAGGGCUCAACUGCACUGACCCAUGGGGAGAAGUAUAGUAUGGAGCAGAGAGCUACCAUUCAAACCCUGGUCGUACACAAGCUGAAUGUGAAGGAUAGCGGAGAAUACACCUGUGAUACCGGGGACAAGAGAAGUGCUGCUACUCUGACUGUGAAAGAGCAUGUGCGCAUCAUCCGGGAGCUCUGUGAUACAACUGUGACCACUGGGCAGGAUGCUGUCUUUGAGGUUGAAUUGUCACAUGCAGGCGUGACAAACGGGGAAUGGUGGCUUGGAGACAACAACCUCCAAAAUAACGAUCUCAAUCAGAUGAGCAGCCAGGGCAGAGUGCACCGUUUGGUCCUGAAGAUGGUGACCACAGAUGAAUCCGGGGACGUUGCCUUUGUAGUGGGGGAAGAGAAGAGUGUGGCCUGUCUUCUGGUGGAGGAGAAACCCAAAGUGCUAAUUCUAGAGAAGCCACACAACACUGUUGCAUUAGAGGGCGAAACGGUCACUCUGGCCUGCACCAUCUCUGACCCCAAAGCCACAAUCUCCUGGAUCAGAAACAACGUGGCCAUCCAAGCAGGUCUCAAGUAUGACCUGAAGAACAAUGGAGCAUUCCACCAGCUUCGCAUCCACAACCUGGCGCCUGAAGACUCAGGAACAUAUACCUGUGACACUGGAGAUGCACAGUGUGACGUCACCUUGACUGUGGAAGGUGCCCCAGUGUACUUUUGCAAAGAGCUCAAGAACCAGGAUACCAUGGAGGGUUAUGAUAUUACCCUGGACUGUGAGCUGUCUAAGCCAGGUGUGCGUGUUGAAUGGAGGAAAGGAGGCAUGGUACUCGAGUCCGGUAGGAAGUAUGAGAUGAGGCAGGAAGGGUGCGUUCAAGAGCUCUGUAUACGGAACCUGGAGCCUGAAGACAGUGGCUACUACACCUGUGAUGCAGGAGACCAGCUCACUACAGCUUCUUUGGUAGUGCAAGCGAAAGAAGUCUUCAUUGUGUGUGAUCUUAAGCCCACUGACGUCUUUGUUGGGGAAUGGGCAACCUUCUCCUGCCAGCUGUCCGGUAGGGCACCGGGCAAGGUGCAGUGGUGGCUGGAUGGCAACUUGCUGGAGAACAGCCCCUUUAGUGAGAUAGGGCUGAGCCAGGGCCACAUCCACACACUCACCUUAAAGAACUUGGCCACAGAUGACUCUGGAACCGUCAUGUUCAAAGCUGGCAGUUUAACAUCAGCAGCCAAGCUCUUAGUCAAAGAUCCCACAGUUGAAGUGGUGAGCGACAUGGAGGACCUUCGGGUGGUCGAAAACCAACCGGCUGAGUUCAUCUGCCAGUUCUCAAGGCCUGUCAAGGCUCAGUGGAAGAAAGAUGGGCAGCCAUUGCAGCCUGAUGGCCGAAGGGUGGUAGUGGAGCAGGACUGGAAUGUGGCUCGGUUGUACAUUAGCCGUGUGUCCGCUGAAGACAGGGGCAGUUACUCCUGUGAAGCACAGGGUACCUGUGUGGUCGCUUCACUUCAUGUGGAAGCCAAACCCAUUAACAUUGUCCAGGGCCUGGAGAAUGUAGAGACCUUUGAUGGAGGUGAAGCUCUGUUUGAGUGCGCCCUCUCUCGUCCUGAGAGCAAAGAUUGCCGUUGGCUACUUGACGGGAAGCCAGUGAAGGAAUCCCCCAAUGCUGAGAUUGUGACAUUUGAGAGUGGUCGUCGUCAUUUGCUCCUACUGAAAGAGUUGCGUACUAAAGACAGUUGCACAGUAACCUUCAAAGCUGGCACAGCAUCCACAUCUGCCCAACUCUCUGUCAAAGGCUGGCAACUAGACAUUGUGAAGGGUCUGGAGGACAAGGUGGUUGCGGUGGGAGACAAGGUUGAGUUUUGUGUUGAGCUCACCGAGCCAGUCCCUUCGACAGAAAUAGCCUGGUAUGCUAAUGGAGUUGAGAUCAAGUCCAGUGACCUAUGGGCUAUGAGGGCUGAUGGCUGCUCUUAUCGCCUUGUCCUGAGACAGGCACCUCUUUUGCCACAGCAGGAAAUUACAUUUGCUGCUAGAGAUGCCCUCUCUUUGGCCAAGCUCACUAUCAUCACUGUGCCUGAUCCUCCAGAGGACCCAGAGGUCCUCAGUAAGACUAAACAGUCUGUCAGCCUCUCUUGGUUCACUCCUCUACACGAUGGAGGGAGUCCAAUUUUGGGCUACAGGGUGGAGAUGCGGCUGGUAGACAGUGCUCUCUGGCUCCCAUGUCACUCUGAACCUGUGUGCAACACUGAGUUUGUGGUUGAAAAACUGACACCAGGGAGUUGCUACAGGUUUAGGGUGGCGGCCAUCAACAGAGCUGGGACCGGAGAGCCUGUUGAGUUGCCUCAGACUGUGCAGCUUGAGGCAGCCACGAAGCCACUAGUUUCCCCAGGUCCUGAUGCAAAACAGGUAGAGGCGGAAAAACUUCAGCCCAGUCUUCCUCCAGAAGCUGCUGAAGAAGGGGAUAUCCAUGACCUAUGGGAGGAAUCAGCAAAGAAGCGGCGCAUGAGUCGAGAGCCCACUCUUGACUCCAUCACUGAGCAACCCGACGAUGACAGUAAAGGUAGUCAAAAGAAAACAGGACAGAAGGAAUCAGAGGAAGUGGAAGUUAAAUCAGGACAGAAGGAGCAGGCUGUUGUGGCAAAGAAGCAUACAGAGAUUACCAGUUCCGAGGAUGAGUCUGUUUCUGGUGGUCCAUCUCUCGUAUCCUACCUCAAGAAGAGCAGCAAGACUACUGUCACAGCCACCAACGAGGCAGGGACUAUGUCCACUGAUAGGUUCUUUAAGCUUUUCCAGAUGACAGAGGAGAAGACAGUGCAACAGACUGAUGUAAAAACAACCACAGUUCAACAGACAGCUGAAAAACAGGUGUCUACACAGGAGACUGAAACCAUAGAGAUCAACAAAGAAGAUGAGCCUGAGCUCAGAGAAGCUGCCAUUAAAAUUCAAGCUGCCUUCAAGGGUUACAAAGCCCGCAGAGACAUGCGUCCUGUCUUUAAAGAGACCUUCAAAGACCAGACCAAAGAACCUAAUGGCACCAUACAUCUUGAAUGUGUGGCAGAAGGAAAACCUGACAAGGUGAGAUGGCUAAAGGAUGGAGAACCACUGACAGAUGGCAAGCACCACCAUAUUGAUAUCUACAAUGAUGGUACUUGCUCACUGGUCAUCACUGCCAUCACCACAAAGGAUACUGGGGUUUACACUUGUGAAGUCACCAACAAGUUUGGAGUGUCAUCUCACAGUGGUAAGGUCACAGUAGGAACGGAAAGAGAAUCAUCCGGACGACGACCAUUGACAGUAGGUUACAGUGCUGACAGUGAGGCCGAGAGCUCCUCAGGAAGUGAGAUGGAUGAGUCACUAAGGCAGGCUAGCAGACGUCUCCGGCGCCUGCUGCGCACACGUCUCCCACCAGAUGUUGAGGAAGAGCCAUUUGUCAGUGCAGAUGAAGGAGACCUGCGUCCCCCAGAUCCCCACUCUUACCGUGAAGAUGACACUUACAUAUACAUUCGCUUCAACUCACGGGGAGAGGCUGAGGUGGCAUCAAAGAGGUUCCAGGAGAUGUUCACCAUCCAUGGGGUUCCUGUGGAGACCACCAUACUGGACGCAGGGCACCUUAAAGUGGAGCUGCGAAUUAGGAAAAUGGGCUACACUCAAGAUGGAACACAGACCCCCACACAAGAAAGACAGCCUCCUGCAUUCAUGGCUGGAGCUCAGGCUGCUCCAGUCUUCCUGACAGAGCUACGAAGUCAGGAUGUUCCAGACGGUUAUCCAGUCAGCUUUGACUGUGUUGUCAUUGGCAAGCCCCCUCCCACCGUUCGCUGGUAUAAGGAUGGCAAACUGCUGGAGGAGAAUGACCAUUACAUGAUCAAUGAAGACCAGGAGGGCUGCCACCAACUCAUCAUUACCACUGUGCUGCCUACUGACAUGGGUGUCUAUCGUUGCACAGCUGAAAACAGCAGCGGCAUCACAGCCACUAAGGCUGAACUCAGGGUCGAUGUGUCUUGCAGCUCAGAUUACGACACUGCUGCUGAUGCCACUGAGACAUCUUCCUAUGUCAGUGCCAAGGGCUACAUGUCCAGGGAAACUGAGACAUUUGAGUCCGUAGCUGAAGAUGAUCAACUACCACAAGUUGUGGAGGAGCUUCAUGAUGUUCAUGUCUGUCCAGGUGCACCUCUUGCUAAGAUGCAGCUUAAAGUGAAGGGAUUCCCAAAACCCAGAGUAUACUGGUUCAAAGACAGCCACCCUCUGCGACCCUCAGACAGGAUUAUGUUGGUAGCAGAGAGAGAGGUUCAUGGUGUGAAGAUCCUGGAGGUGAAGAGAGAGGAUAUGGGAGAGUACUCUGCCUACAUCAGCAAUGCGGCUGGUUCUGCUUACUCCUCUGCUCGGCUGAUAGUUCUGAGUCCAGGGGAGAUUAUGCCACAAGAUAAAAGAGACCCCAAGGAGCACCUGGUGCCACCCCGCUUCCUUGAGAGGUUCAGCAACAGGAAGGUGAAACAAGGGGCCAGCAUCACUCUGUCUGUCAAAGUAGAAGGGUCCCCAACUCCUAUGGUCUCCUGGCUAAAGGAGGAAUCAAUGGAGGAUGUCCUGUGGAUCAAGCCUGAUACUAAGGGAUACAAAAUGGCAAGCUCAGGUCGCCAGCACAGCCUCAUAUUGAUGGACGUGGGCACAGAAUACACUGGCGCCUACACCUGCAUUGCCACAAAUAGUGCAGGGCAGUCAAUCUGCACUGCACACCUCGAGGUUGAUGAGACACCGCAACCAAAGAAAGAGACCAAAGCAUCAGAGGUUCUUGGGAUUACAGUUAGUCCUCCAGAAGGGGAGGCCAGUAGAGGGCAUGAGGGUAAAAUCCCAUACCUAGGUGAAGUAGGUACAGAGGAAUUCCUCAUGAAACUCACCUCCCAGAUCACUGAAAUGGUAUCAGCCAAGUUUACUCAAGACAGCUUACAGAAUCACGAAGUGCUCCAGUGGAUGAAAUCUUGGCCCAAAACUACGACUUCAUUACGCGUACCAGGUGCAGACAGUGAUGAUGAGACCAAGACUCCUUCUGCAUCACCUCAUCACGGUCACUCUCGUCCUCCCUCCCUCAUUGCUGACUCCUCGUCUGAGUCUGAUGAGGGGGAUGCCAGGGGAGAGAUGUUUGACAUCUAUGUGGCAACAGCUGACUACAACCCCACCAUGGCAAGCAAAGAAUCCAUCUCACUCAAGGAGGGACAGUAUGUUGAGGUUUUGGACUCAGCUCAUCCCCUCAAAUGGUUAGUCCGGACCAAACCCACCAAAACUACACCAUCCCGCCAAGGCUGGGUCUCACCUGCCUACCUGGACAAGAAACUCAAACUCUCUGCUGACACAGGUGACCUUCCGGAGACGAGUGGAGAGGAGGUGUCUGAGGCUGAGUACAAGAGGAAGUUAUUCCAACUGAUCCACGACCUGAUAAAUGGGGAAUCAGAAUUUGUAAAAGAGGUAGACUUCUUUACCUCCCACCACCUGAAGCAUGCAGAUGUCCCAGAUGCACCGCCUGAAGUCAGCAGCCAGAAGGACACUAUAUUCAGAAACAUUGAAGAUAUCAAAUCCUUCCAUAGCAAGGCAUUCCUCCCAAAGUUGAAUGAUUGUGAGACGGAUGACGAUGUAGCCAUGUGCUUCCUGAAGAGCAAGGAGGGCUUUGAGAAGUACCUGCAGUAUCUUGUUGGUCAGGGUUUAGCUGAAUCUGCUAUCAGUGACAAGACUGUCCACCGUUUCUUCAAGGAGUACACUGAUAAAGUCCAAGCCAGUGCAGACCCUGCUGAACCCCCUGUACGCAGCAUCAACGCCGGCCUCCAACAGCCACUGGAUAGGAUUCAGAAGUACAAGGCCAUCCUCAAGGAGCUCAUUCGAAACAAGGCAAGAAACGGCCAGAACUGCUGCCUCCUGGAAGAGGCGUACGCCAUGGUGUCUGCACUCCCUCAGCGCUCUGACAAUACACACCAUGUGUCCAUGAUCGAGAACUAUCCUGCCACACUGGAAGUAUUAGGAGAGCCAAUUAGACAGGGACCCUUCCAAGUGUGGGAAGGGGCUCCAGGAAUUAGGUCGUCCUCCAGAGGUCACCACCGCCAUGUCUUCUUGUUUAAGAACUACUGUAUUAUCUGCAAACCCAAGAGAGACAGCAACACUGAUACACAAGCAUAUGUCUUCAAGAACAUGAUGAAGUUGAAUAACAUUGAUGUGAAUGAGACCGUGGAGGGCGACGAUCGUGCCUUUGAGAUCUGGCAUGAACGUGAGGACUCUGUGAGGAAAUACACCUUGCAGGCUCGAACUGUUACCAUCAAGAACUCCUGGCUGAGGGACUUCAGAGAACUGCAGCAGCGAUACAGCAUGCCUGCAUGGAGUCCUCCUGACUUUGACGAAAUUCUGGCAAACUGCACCGCAGAGCUGGGACAGACUGUUAAACUGGCCUGUAAAGCCACUGGCAUACCCAAACCUACGGUCACUUGGUACAAGGAUGGACGUGCUGUGGAGGCUGAUCCUCAUCACAUCAUCAUUGAGGACCCUGAUGGUUCCUGCACACUGAUCCUUGACAACAUGACAGCAGAUGAUUCUGGACAAUACAUGUGCUUUGCCACAAGCUCAGCCGGCAACGCCAGCACUCUGGGCAAGAUCACUGUUCAGGUGCCUCCUCGUUUUGUGAAUAAAAUGAGGAAUGCUGUAUUCGUGGCCGGUGAGGACGCUCAGUUCACCUGUGUCAUACAGAGCGCCCCCAGCCCCAAGAUCAGGUGGUUCAAGGAUGGCAGGCUGCUGACUGACCAGGAGAAGUAUCAGACGUACAGCGAGCUCCGCAGUGGGGUUCUCGUCUUAGUCAUCAAAAACCUGACAGAGAGAGACCUGGGACACUACGAGUGUGAGCUGUCCAACCGUCUGGGCAGUGCCAAGUGUGCUGCUGAUUUAAUUCCACCCUCUGCUGUGGCUCGUACUGGUGAGCAGGCUAUCACUAUCGAAGUUACAGAGCAGGAGACUAGAAUACCAAAGAAAACCAUCAUCAUUGAGGAGACUAUAACCACUGUGGUAAAGAACCCACGCAUGAGGAGGCACAGAUCCCCCGGAGCAUCCCUUGUUGGAGCUCACCGCUCAGAGACCUCCACCCCAGAGCCCCCAACAGCCAGGGUGAGGAGGAUGCCCGCCGCAAGAAAGACAACAAUCCCGACCCUCUAUGUCACUGAACCUGAGGGUGCUGAAGUCAGGGUCGUGGAGAGCAAGCCCAGGUGGGUUGAGGUAGAGGAGGUCAUCGAGUACAAGGUCAACAAAUCGCCCAGGCUGCUCAGGAGGAGAGGCAUUUCCCCGGCAGGGUCUGAUCGUGCAGCUACACCUUCCAGACCCAAGCGGUCUCCCCCGGAAAACCCAAACACCAACAAUUCCAACAACAAGCUGGUGGUGCAGGCCCAGCUUCCGGAAGACGUCAGCAGCCAGCCGCUCUCCUGGGUGGAAGAGGAGGGUCAUGUCACCUCUGGUUCUGUCACACUAAUCCCCGGAGAGCCACAUGAGCUCUCAUCCAUCCUCGCUGCAGAUGGAGAGGACAGCAGCGACCUGGAUGAUCAACAAACUGUCAUCUUUGAACCAGAUGACGAAGAUCAUGAUCACAAGUCAUCGGCAAAACAGGAGCCUCAGAUUCUGACACAAGGAGGCCGCGUCCUGACCCUCGAAGACUUGGAGGAUUACGUCCCAGAAGAAGGAGAGACAUAUGGCGCCUCCAACGUCCACAGCGUCGCUGCAGAGACGCCCUGUGAGAUCUCUGUGCUGCAGAGGGAGAUUGGCGGGUCUGCUGUGGGGCAGCCGGUGGUCCUCAACGUGGGCCGUCCCAUCACGGCGCCAAGGCAGAGGAGCGGAUUCUUCAGCCGCUUCAGGGAGCAUCUCCUCCCCAGCAGCCUUUUCUCAUCUGCUGCCCCCCAAGCCAGCGGAGCCCGGUCCAGGACGGAGAGGCACGUCCCCAUCCAAGUGAGCCACGCCAAACUGGAAGUGAAGCCAUCAUACUGCUCAGAGGUGCAGAGAGUCGAGGGUGGGCAGCAGAGCUUCAAAACCAAAGUGUCAACUCAGACCUACGGCUACACAUCAGUGGGAAACCCGGUCACUCUUCAAAUCAGUGAUAACCUUUAUCAGAACCAGUAGUAAGCAAACUAUUUUGAUUUAGUACCACAAACCCUCUUAGUCUUAAACGGGGACAUUUCUACCUAGAUGACGAAUGAGACAUAUUCUAACCUGAAGUAUAUUUACUGCAUUUGACAAACCAUUCCAUUUUAAAGCUGCCCAUCCAAAAAUAGGCUCCUCCUCUGAGUCUGUUUCUUUACAAAUGGUUAGAGUCAGAUGGUGUCUUUGGAUGAGAUGAGUUGGAAAAUAUAGCUAUCACUAAGUCACUGUGUUUCAGUCCCUGCGCUGCUCUGUUAGAAAUGCUUCAAGACACAUACAUUAUGUGUUUUACAGUAUCCACAGUGGACAGAAACCAAGAAAUGAAGGCUAUUACUGAUGAACAAUUUCAUCAUGUUGUAGACACCUUUACAAAAUGAUAACCUUUGACCCACCAAUAUUUACUGAUUCAAGCAUUAUCAUUAACGGAGACUGUUGCUAUAUACAUAAACAAAUAGUACACUAUUUUUAGCUAGCUAUAUUUCUUGGUUUUACUUUUGUACCUUUAAAGAAAUGUUGCCUUUUGCACUUUUGCGGUGCCUUUGGAUUCCUGGAGCAGCGAAUGUGGGAGUUAAUGACUUUUAAUGAGGUCAUGUCUACAUGUUACUAGUUCAGUAUUGAUGAGUUCAUUCAUGCAACACUGAUUAUGUUAAGUUAACAACAGAACUCUGGUUGUUGGUGAUUUGGUGAAAUCAUAGUCAGUUUGUCAAAAAAAAAAAGAUCAAUCAUGAGUUCUCUUCUACUUGGGUUGUUUGUGAAGGAUUUGUUGUCGAGCAGUCAGAACGACAGCCUGGUUCACAUCAGAACUCUAUUUGACUGCAUUUACGUUGUAAUUUACGUUUUAAUUGUGAACUGAAUAUUACACUCGGCUUUUGAAACAUUUUUGUGUCUAUGAAUGCAGUGCAGUUACCUUUGAACUCACCGCAUAUCACAGGGAUAUUCAUGUGUAAGCGACAGAUAUUUGAUAUUUGAGUGACUGCAUGUAUUUGCUUCCCCACAGCAGGUGGGUGUUUAUCCAGCGUAACCGGAUUUGUUAUGUCACAUUUGAUUGUGAGUUAAUGUUUAUGUGAAGUACUUGAGCUCACAGAAUUGACUACCUUUUCACUAGAAUACAGAAGCUGUCCCCUGAAAUAUGUGUGGUGUUUGUGUUGUUUUUAGUCAGUGACAAGGAUCAUGUUAUGUAUUAAUAUUAAAGCACAACGGAUUGUAAUUGCUUGUACUGUACAUGUGUAGUUUUUGGAAACAUGUUUGAGUACUCUGUUAAAUCUGAAUGAAAUAAAAUGUAUCGCAAAUAAUGUCCAGAUUUUUUCAGAAUUCUUAUGUAUAGCACACAUUCACCAAAUUCUGCCUCCAGUAUCGUAACAUAUUUAUUAAAGAUUCAACAGAUAACAUUGUCUCACUGCUGGAUGUUUAAUAGAUUUAAUACAUAAUGAUGUCCACAACAACAAGCACAUUAUUAUAAGAGAUGUUUAAGUGUAAAAUAACACAGAGAACUACAUGCAUCUCAGUUGGUGUAACAUUUAAUUACUGUGUAAGUGGACACUUCAAAACUUAAAGAAAUGGAUUGUUAAGGGAAAAAAAACACCAAGUUACAGGAGGGUCAUAAAUAUUUUCAGCUUUCAAGUAAAAGACGAUUUGUGUGCUUGAUUCUAAGCAAUAGGAAAAAAAAGGUAAACACGCAUUUUAAUUCUCCCUCCAAGUUAAAAACGUCACCUUUAGUUAGGAAUCAAAAUAGUCCAGAGUGUCGUUUUGCUGUACAGGUGAGGCUGCAAAAUGAUACAGUUACACAAUAUAAAAGUUAUACAAAUUUACAACUGUAAAAUAAACAGUUAGAUUGUUCUGUCCGAAAAAAUAAUUAUUAAAAGUGACAGUUUUAAGCGUCGUUUUCUAUGUCUAACAUGGAAUUUUAAAUCCUACUAGAGCACGACAGUAUUUAUGGAUAUCAAGCAAACCAAACUUAAUGGAGUUAGCACACUCUGUUGCAAUUUACAAAAAAAUAAAAAUAAAAAAA